GUGCAUGCAUCUUUCACACUGUCUGGCGGCAUCAGUAGAGUAGCUUCGAUUAAAAACCACUGCGUUAGAAAACCUACAACAGAUAAUAUUUUAUACCACUAAAAAAAUGCGUGAAAUUGUCCAUCUCCAAGCUGGCCAAUGCGGCAACCAGAUCGGAGCCAAGUUUUGGGAAGUAAUAUCAGAUGAGCAUGGCAUCGACCCAACUGGCUCGUACCACGGCGAUUCAGACCUGCAAUUGGAGAGAAUCAACGUGUAUUACAAUGAAGCCACCGGAGGCAAGUACGUACCCCGUGCCGUGCUGGUGGACUUGGAGCCAGGCACUAUGGACUCGGUCCGCUCCGGACCAUUCGGUCAGAUCUUCAGGCCGGACAACUUCGUCUUCGGACAGAGCGGAGCUGGCAACAACUGGGCCAAGGGUCACUACACAGAAGGAGCUGAGCUUGUAGAUUCUGUUCUUGAUGUUGUACGCAAGGAAGCAGAAGGAUGCGAUUGCCUUCAGGGGUUCCAACUGACUCACUCUCUUGGAGGUGGUACUGGAUCAGGCAUGGGAACACUACUCAUCAGUAAGAUCCGUGAAGAGUACCCAGACCGCAUCAUGAACACAUUCAGUGUUGUACCAUCACCCAAAGUAUCAGACACCGUCGUGGAACCCUACAACGCCACCCUCUCUGUCCACCAGCUCGUCGAGAACACAGAUGAGACAUUCUGCAUCGACAACGAGGCACUCUACGACAUCUGCUUCCGCACUCUCAAGCUGACCACUCCAACAUACGGGGAUCUCAAUCACUUGGUAUCAGCCACCAUGAGUGGUAUUACCACCUGCCUAAGGUUCCCCGGCCAACUCAAUGCUGAUCUGCGCAAGCUGGCUGUCAACAUGGUCCCCUUCCCCCGUCUUCACUUCUUCAUCCCCGGCUUUGCUCCCCUGACCAGCAGAGGCAGCCAGCAGUACCGUGCCCUGACUGUUCCAGAGCUGACCCAGCAGAUGUUCGACGCCAAGAACAUGAUGGCUGCCUGUGACCCGCGUCAUGGCCGCUACCUGACCGUGGCUGCUAUCUUCCGUGGACGCAUGUCCAUGAAGGAGGUUGACGAGCAGAUGCUGAACGUCCAGAACAAGAACAGCAGCUACUUCGUCGAAUGGAUUCCAAACAACGUCAAGACUGCCGUCUGCGACAUCCCACCACGUGGACUCAAGAUGGCCGCUACCUUCAUCGGCAACAGCACCGCCAUCCAGGAGCUGUUCAAGCGCAUCUCAGAGCAGUUCACUGCUAUGUUCAGGCGUAAGGCUUUCUUGCAUUGGUACACUGGUGAGGGUAUGGAUGAGAUGGAGUUCACCGAGGCUGAGAGCAACAUGAACGACUUGGUGUCCGAGUACCAGCAGUACCAAGACGCCGUGGCCGAAGAAGAGGCAGAGUUCGACGAGGAGGAGGAAGGUGAUGCCGAGGCUUAAUACAACAGCGUCAAUUUAAUACUAAGGCUCUUUUCGAAACCACGGCUUCGGCUACAGAUUCGGCCCAGGCUAAGUUGGCCCCAUAGGCCCGUGCUUUUCGUACAAGCUCAAAGCCGGUUUCAGACGAUAGAACGGAGCCUGAAGCCGAAUCCAAAAGCCAAAGCCGUGAAUUCGAAAAAGGCCUUAGGCUACAGAUUCCUUACAUGACGUCCGAGCCCAAACAGCGCCCUCACUAAGGUCAAGGGAAGACCCAUCACUAGCAAAAUAAUGUGCCCGGCACGGCACACAGAUUCGCAUUUCCAUUGUUUGGCCUUAGUGAUGGUGGCCUUAGCCAACAAAAGGAGUCUUAUGAAAAUAACUCUUAAUUCUCCCCUUUUUUUGAAACCACUUUCCGGGUCAUUUUCUUGGGACUGAUCUCACUGUGACCCCCUGGGAAUCCCCACUGAGUUCCCCUGGGAUCCCCCUGAGAUCCCCAGGGGAUCCUGGGAUCCCAUGGGGAUCUCCAUGUGAUCUCCCUGGGAUCCCCACUGGGAUCCCCCUAGUCUAAAACCACACAUUAACAACAUUUCGUGACGCCAAGUUUUGCUUAGCGUUCGGGUUUGCCUUAACUAUAGUCAACUUAUGUGUUUUCUGUGCUCUGUAAUGUACGUAACAUUGGUUUAACCUAUUGGUAACUAUUAUAUUCAGCAAUUGCGAAAGCGGCAAAUGCAGUGGCCACAAAUUAAUUAUCAAUAUUAAGUAAAUGUUGUGUAUAAACUUUUUUUUUUGACACAAAUCAGACACUGACUACAUUCCAAUUAAAGUGAACGUUUGUCUGUCAAAGUACA
Messenger RNA from Asterias rubens (European starfish), 2274 nucleotides. Its product is annotated as tubulin beta chain-like. NCBI's taxonomy places the organism in Eukaryota, Metazoa, Echinodermata, Asteroidea, Forcipulatida, Asteriidae. The record is from RefSeq and is a predicted model, not a curated record. Gene Ontology annotation, cellular component: cytoplasm; microtubule. Bases 107 to 1447 code for a protein of 446 amino acids. Gene Ontology annotation, molecular function: GTP binding; GTPase activity; structural constituent of cytoskeleton. The transcript is spliced from 3 exons. Gene Ontology annotation, biological process: mitotic cell cycle; microtubule cytoskeleton organization.